Rotaria sp. Silwood1 is the source of this 906-nucleotide messenger RNA. The record is from the annotation of a GenBank genome assembly. NCBI's taxonomy places the organism in Eukaryota, Metazoa, Rotifera, Eurotatoria, Philodinida, Philodinidae.
AUGGAUUGCAAAACAGAAAAAGCAGUUCCAAUGUUUAUUAAGCCAGAAGAUUUACAUUUGUAUAAAUCUUUUAAAUUUGUUGAUGUACGCAAUCCUAACGUCUAUGCUGAAGGUCACUUGAAAAAUGCUGUUAAUGUACAUGAUAUAUUCACAUACUUAUUGCCUACAUCGGCAGAAAAUGCUCUUAAUCAGAUGGAAAACUAUUUUAAAAAUCGAUUUAGUGAAUUAGGAAUAACUGGAAAGGAGCACAUAAUUAUUUAUGAAAAUAGCAUGAACAGUCAGUAUGGUGCAUCAUGUCGAGGAUUCUUCAUAUUUAAGUAUAUGAAACAUCCCAAAGUUUCAACACUCGAAGGUGGCUUAGAGGCAUUGCUGCUUACAGAAGGUGGUGCACAACAAAUAACAAAGGAGCUGCCAACAAUCAUACCAUGUCAGUAUGAAGGACAAGAUGAUAAUGUCACCGAUGGCCUAAUGGCCAAUCGUGAUGAUGUUUUGCAAAUCAUCCAUAAUAAACUGCCACGAACAUGGUUAUUAGAUGUACGAGAUGCAAUUGAAUGGAAUGGUCUGUCGUCAAGUCCAUAUGGCGUUCACUUCACACCUCGAAAAGGAAGAAUCCCAGAUUCAAUCUGGAUUGAAUGGUACAAAUUCCAUGAGUUGGACAGUGACAAACGUGUAGUUAAAUCAACAUCAAAUGAACAAAUUCAAGCUCUAUUGAAAGAAAAAGGCAUUCAAAGCAAUGAUGAAAUCAUUGUGUAUUGUUUUAAAGGUUCAAGAGCAGCUGUAGCACUGAUGAAAAUGAAACAAGCUGGAUAUACUAAUGUUAAAAAUUACUUUGCAUCAUGGAAUGAAUGGUCUCGGGACCCACAACUACCAAUCGAUGAUAGAAUAUUUGUGGAUACCCAAGCAUAA